Lactuca sativa (garden lettuce) is the source of this 950-nucleotide messenger RNA. RefSeq names its product transmembrane emp24 domain-containing protein p24delta3. Lineage: Eukaryota; Viridiplantae; Streptophyta; Magnoliopsida; Asterales; Asteraceae. The record is from RefSeq and is a predicted model, not a curated record.
AUAACGAUAUUUAAUAUUUAACUUUCCAAUACAAUAUUAUCGAUGGAAAACACAGCAAAGUGACGCGUGUCUCUCUAUUGCCCAGUUUUUCAAGUCACAAAACUCACACAAACAUAAUGUUUCUGUUCGUAUAAAUAAAAUAAGUAAAUACAAAACGCCCGAAAAAUCGGAAAGAUCCGAACUUGGAACAGUUCUCUGAUCUCAGCUCCUGAAACCAGAUUCAGCGAUACAGAGACUGCGUGAAGAUGACGAAGAAAGCAAGGGUAUUGUUCCAUUUCCAGAUGAUGUUGUUAAUGAUGCUCAUCGUGGUGCAAAAUGGCGAAUGCAUAUGGUUGAAUUUACCCAAAUCGGGAAGGAAGUGUGUGACGGAGGAAAUCCAUACCAAUGUCGUCGUUUUGGCUGAUUACGUCGUCAUUUCUAAUGUUCAUAUUCACCCCACUCCCUCCAUCACCACCAAGGUGACAUCACCUUAUGGAAACAUUCUUCACUACAAAGAGAAUGCAACUAAUGGUCAAUUUGCAUUCACAACAAAUGAGGCUGGCCAAUAUCUAGUGUGCUUUUGGGCAGAUGACCCUAAUCAAGGUGGAGCUUUAAGUGUCAACAUUGACUGGAAAACUGGAAUUGCAGCAAAAGAUUGGGACUCAGUUGCAAGGAGAGAAAAAAUUGAGGGUGUUGAGCUUGAGUUGAGAAAACUAGAAGGAGCUGUGGAGGCCAUUCAUGAUAAUCUUCUCUACAUCAAGAGCAGGGAGGCACAGAUGAGAGAAGUGAGUGAGACCACACAUUCUCGAGUAGCAAUGUACAGUAUAUUAUCAUUAGGUAUUUGCAUUGCGGCUUCUUUUGCACAACUAUGGUAUUUGACACACUUCUUUCAAAAGAAGAAACUAAUCUAGAUUCUGUUGUUAAUUAUCAACAUUUUUUUAUACCAUUGGAAUCAUUCUUUACUCUUUCAA